AUGUUGGAUCUAUCAUGUUCCAGGAUUUACGACUCACAGUUCGAGCUCUGGCACACAUCCCGUUCACCUUUUGCUUCUCUGAUCGGAACAAACCAUGUACCCACUCUAUCCGAACUCAAUCAGCUCGAAUCCCUGCUCGUUUUUCCUUAUAACGAACACCAUAGACUGACCACCGAAAUUCGUCGUGUUCAGACCAUCCUGAACGGUCUGAUACAUGAACAACAGCUAAUUGAAAAGUAUAUCGAGGCUCACAAGGCUUUGAUGUCUCCAGUACGACGACUACCUUCGGAAACACUCUCCGAGAUAUUUAAAUGGUGUCUUCCAAAUGAUCUUCCAUAUGCUGUCAGAAAUCCAUCUCAGGCGCCACUUAUUUUUACCACAAUCUGUCGAGCUUGGAGGCGUACGGCAAUAAACACUCCUGGGCUGUGGAACUCGUUACACGUGUACCUUCCU
Molecule: messenger RNA, 453 nt
Organism: Lentinula edodes (shiitake mushroom)
Lineage: Eukaryota; Fungi; Basidiomycota; Agaricomycetes; Agaricales; Omphalotaceae
Exons: 1
Source: RefSeq, a predicted model, not a curated record